Messenger RNA from Entrophospora candida, 396 nucleotides. The record is from the annotation of a GenBank genome assembly. NCBI's taxonomy places the organism in Eukaryota, Fungi, Glomeromycota, Glomeromycetes, Entrophosporales, Entrophosporaceae.
AUGUGUGGCCAAGCAUCAUGUGAACAAAGACAAAAUGCAUUAAAUGGGACUAGUAAAGAUGAGGGUAGUUUGUCUGAGAACACUGGCACCAAAAUUGGAAAUAAAACUAAGGUGUCAUCAAACUUUGUAAAAUCCAAGAAAAAUCUUCGUGAUAUGCUCCAAGUCAUUGACAGAACCCUUCCUCCUAGAGGUAAAUCAAAAGAAAUUGAUGAAGCUGGAUUACUGAUUACACUUCCAGCAAUUAUCUACUCAUCAUGGAGAUAUCAUGUAAUUGUGCUAUCAGCACUUGAUUCAAAGUGGUAUGGUGUUUCAGAUAUAGAUUAUUUUGACAUUCCACUGAUGAUCAGUGAAAUCCACCAAGCUCUCAAAUGUUGCAGUGUUAUUUUAAAUGUCAAU